Danio rerio (zebrafish) is the source of this 2722-nucleotide messenger RNA. RefSeq names its product heat shock protein 90, beta (grp94), member 1 (gene hsp90b1). Gene Ontology annotation, molecular function: ATP-dependent protein folding chaperone; ATP binding; ATP hydrolysis activity. The record is from RefSeq and is marked provisional. Gene Ontology annotation, cellular component: cytoplasm; sarcoplasmic reticulum lumen; endoplasmic reticulum lumen. Lineage: Eukaryota; Metazoa; Chordata; Actinopteri; Cypriniformes; Danionidae. Gene Ontology annotation, biological process: protein folding.
CGAGGCGUGGAGGGCUCUGCAAAAGCUCAAGGCGUUAAUCUGCUAUUGAGUCUCAUUAAUAAACCGUUUUUCUUUCAAAAACAAUGAGGCGACUGUGGAUUAUCGGUCUCCUCUGUGCACUUUUGGCGUUCGCAUCUGUAAAAGCUGAUGAUGAUGAUGUUGACAUUGAUGGCACAGUAGAAGAGGACCUUGGGAAGAGCAGAGACGGAUCCCGCACCGAUGACGAGGUUGUUCAGAGGGAGGAGGAGGCCAUUCAGCUAGAUGGUUUAAACACCUCACAAUUAAAGGAAAUUCGUGAUAAAGCAGAAAAGCAUGCGUUCCAGGCAGAAGUGAAUCGAAUGAUGAAACUGAUCAUCAAUUCUCUUUAUAAGAACAAAGAGAUCUUCCUGAGAGAGCUGAUCUCUAAUGCUUCCGAUGCCUUGGAUAAGAUCCGGCUGCUGUCUCUGACCAAUGAAGAUGCCCUUGCCGGAAAUGAAGAGCUCACUAUUAAAAUUAAGUCUGACAAAGAGAAGAAUAUGCUUCACAUCACUGACACUGGUAUUGGCAUGACCAAAGAAGAGCUGGUGAAGAACCUUGGUACCAUCGCCAAAUCUGGAACCAGCGAGUUCCUGAACAAAAUGACAGAGGUGCAGGACGACAGUCAGUCCACCUCUGAGCUGAUCGGUCAGUUCGGUGUGGGCUUCUACUCCGCUUUCCUUGUGGCCGAUAAGGUCAUUGUCACUUCCAAGCACAACAACGACACCCAGCACAUGUGGGAAUCCGAUUCCAAUCAGUUCUCUGUCAUCGAGGACCCACGUGGAGACACUCUAGGCAGAGGCACCACCAUCACGUUGGUGAUGAAAGAGGAAGCUUCUGACUACCUUGAGCUGGAGACCAUUAAGAACCUGGUGAAGAAAUACUCCCAAUUCAUCAACUUCCCCAUCUACGUAUGGAGCAGCAAGACCGAGACCGUGGAAGAGCCUAUUGAGGAUGAGGCUGAGGCAGAGAAGGAAGAAGCCACUGAAGAUGAAGCUGAAGUUGAGGAAGAGGAGGAAGACAAGGACAAACCAAAGACUAAGAAGGUGGAGAAGACUGUGUGGGAUUGGGAGCUGAUGAAUGACAUUAAACCCAUCUGGCAGAGACCUGCAAAGGAAGUGGAGGAAGAUGAAUAUACAGCCUUCUAUAAAACCUUCUCCAGGGACACUGAUGAGCCACUGUCACACAUUCACUUCACCGCUGAAGGCGAAGUCACUUUCAAGUCCAUCCUCUUUGUUCCUGCAUCUGCACCCAGAGGUCUUUUCGACGAGUAUGGCACCAAGAAGAAUGACUUCAUUAAGCUGUUCGUGCGUAGAGUCUUCAUCACUGAUGACUUCCAUGACAUGAUGCCCAAGUACCUCAACUUCAUCAAGGGUGUUGUGGACUCUGACGAUCUGCCUCUGAACGUGUCCAGAGAGACUCUGCAGCAACACAAACUGCUCAAGGUUAUCCGUAAAAAGCUGGUGCGCAAGACCCUGGAUAUGAUCAAGAAGAUCGCUGAGGAGCAGUACAACGAUAAGUUCUGGAAAGAGUUUGGCACCAACAUUAAGCUGGGUGUGAUUGAGGAUCACUCCAACAGAACCCGCCUGGCCAAACUGCUCCGCUUCCAGACCUCCCACAGCGACACCGUGCUGUCCAGUCUGGAGCAGUAUGUGGAGAGGAUGAAGGAGAAGCAGGACAAGAUCUACUUCAUGGCUGGAACAAGCAGGAAGGAGGCUGAAUCAUCUCCAUUUGUGGAGAAGCUUCUUAAGAAAGGAUAUGAAGUGGUCUAUCUGACUGAACCAGUGGAUGAGUACUGCAUUCAGGCCCUUCCUGAGUUUGAUGGCAAACGCUUCCAGAACGUGGCGAAGGAGGGUGUGAAGUUCGACGAGAGCGAUAAGGCCAAGGAAAAGAGGGAAGCUUUGGAGAAAGAGUUUGAGCCCCUUACUACCUGGAUGAAAGAUAAGGCCCUGAAGGAACAAAUCGAGAAGGCUGUUUUGUCCCAAAGGUUGACAAACUCUCCAUGUGCUCUGGUUGCCAGUCAGUAUGGAUGGUCUGGAAACAUGGAACGUAUCAUGAAAGCUCAGGCUUACCAGACAGGAAAAGACAUUUCCACAAAUUAUUACGCAAGCCAAAAGAAGACAUUAGAAAUCAACCCCAAACAUCCACUCAUCAAAGAGAUGCUAAGGAGAGUCAACGAAGAUGCUGAGGAUAAGACUGCCGCAGAUUUAGCCGUAGUGCUGUUUGAGACCGCCACACUGCGAUCAGGAUACCAGCUCCAAGACACCAAAGCCUACGGAGAAAGAAUAGAGCGCAUGCUGCGGCUCAGCAUGAAUGUAGACCUUGACGCUCAGGUAGAGGAAGAGCCAGAGGAGGAACCAGAAGAACAGACAGAGGAAGCUGAGGAUGAGGAGGAGGUCCAGGCAGAUGAAGCAGAAGAGGAAUCAGAGGCCACAUCCAAAGAUGAGCUGUAAUGUGUAAAUUUGGAAGGGAUGGGAAGGGGUGUCUGACUGUGAUGCAGAGUGAAGAUGGCGACGUCAACGCGGUUGUCUUUUCUCUGUGCGGGUGGGCUUGGGGGAUAGGAGCUGUUUUUUUAAAGCGCUGCUUUUGUGUUUGCAAUUUCUUUUUUUACAUUCCUCCAUGAUUGUAAAUUUGUUAAUAUUUAACUGACCCAGUUGUGGAGUGCUGACUCCUGUCCACAGAACGAUUAAAUGUUUCCGGAAAAGGA